AUGGAGAACAUCCAGAGAGUACUUGUCGACCAUCGAAUGCUUCUCGACACUGGUGAUCACAUGAAAUACCAAAGAACGUUUCAGCGGUCACCGUUGUGCCCAAAUAUUCCAUCGACAAGGCCAUCUAAUCUAGCAAUGGGCUCGUUGUAUAGGAGCGAGCCGAUGAAGCUCUGCGAAAUGAUCUUAGUCAAGGAUGCCGCUUACAAUUGUGUUGGAGAAUUAGGAAAGUAUGGCAACGUUCAGUUCAAUGAUUUAAAUGCAAAUAAAAACAUUUUUCAACGGACAUUUGUCAGAGAGGUACGGCGUUGCGAGGAACUUGAGAGAAAACUAAGGUUCUUAGAGCGGCAAGUAGUGGAGUGUGUUCAGGGAAUUGAGCUUCUGCGGAUUGAUGCGACCAUCAUUGAGACGCCAUCACACUACGAAAUAAAUCACCUAGAGACCGAGUUGAGUGAACUAGAGCGGGACUUUGUCGAAUUGAACAAGAACGAUAGCUACAUCAGGAAAAACUUGAAUGAAAUGAGAGAAUUCGAAUAUGUCUUGCAACGAGUUGAGCAGUUUUUUGAAGUGCAGGAUGGACUGCCAAAAUCUGUCAGCUCUGGUGGUCUUAUUUGCAGUCAGAAUGAUGUUCCUCUCACUCCCUUGCUAAAUGAUGAGAAAGGUGAUAAUGCAUGGUUUGUGGCUGGAGUUAUUCCGUUAGAUAAGAAGAACACCUUUGAGAGAAUUCUCUGGAGAGCCUGUAGACGAACCGCGUUUGUUCGAAUGAGCGACAUCACUCUCACCUUAGAAGAUCCUGUGACACUUGCACCUAUUGUAAAAUGUGUUUUUAUCGUGUUUUUUAAAGGAGAGAGUCUUAAGUUGAUAAUCGACAAGGUCUGCGAUGGGUUCAACGCAAGGCAGUACCCGUGUCCAAAGACGUCGAAAGAACGACAGUCUGCGCUGUUCGAAACAAUUGCUCGAAUUCACGAUCUUAAGAUUGUCAUUGACAGUACUCAGAAGCAUCGUUUCGAAAUUCUGACAGAGGUCGCUAAAGAUCUUCCAUUGUGGUUUAAGAAAGUUCACCUCCAAAAAGCGAUCUACAGCACUCUCAAUAUGUUUACGGUUGACACUAAUGGCUUUUUGGCUGCUCAGUGUUGGAUUCCUGAAAACGAAAUGGACACCGUUCAUUUUGCUUUGCUUGAAGGAAUAAAAGCCAGUGGUUGUGAUGUGUCUCCGAUAUUGAAUGUGAUAACUCCGUUGACCAGUCCACCGACAUAUCAUCGCACCAACAAGUUUACAUCCGUUUUUCAGUCGAUAGUGUUCAACACGUUCUUUGGGGGUCGAUAUAUUAUUGUCUUAAUGGGGCUAUUUUCUAUCUACACAGGUGCUCUAUAUAAUGAUGCAUUUGCAAAAUCGUUUAACGUUUUCGGAAGCUCUUGGGUAAAUCCUUACAAUCGGUCUCAAAUCGCUUCUUGGAUCCAUCCGAAAUCCGACCUUCGAGAACUGAAGCUCACCACAGUGACCCUGGAUCCAGCCGUAGCCUAUAUGAAAGACCGUGGUCCGUAUCCAUUUGGAGUCGAUCCGAUUUGGAACAUUGCUGACAACCGACUUGCUUUCUUGAAUUCUAUGAAGAUGAAGAUCUCUGUCAUAAUUGGAGUGCUUCAAAUGACAUUCGGUGUAUUCCUAUCACUUCUAAAUCAUAUAUUUUUCAAUUCCAAGGUGGACGUGCUCACAAACUUCAUUCCUCAAAUGGUUUUCCUUGGUUGUAUUUUUAUAUACCUUUGUGUGCAGAUGGUAGCUAAGUGGCUGCUCUUUUCAGUUGGGAAAGGGUCUAUACUCGGGAUGGAUUACCCGGGAUCCUAUUGCGCUCCUUCAUUAUUGAUAGGACUUAUUAAUAUGCUUAUGCUCAAGGAACGGCCCGUGGGAUAUAUGACUGAACAGAACGGAACUACUCAUCAUCAAACGUGCUACCUGAAUCAGUGGUAUCCUGACCAGGAUGAUUCCGAACACCUUGUGGCCAUUGACCGCUACCUAAGGGAGCACUCAUUGUUGGACGAAUUUGUACAUCAAGCAAUUCAUACAAUCGAAUUUGUAUUGGGAUGUGUUUCCCAUACCGCUUCGUACCUCCGCUUAUGGGCUCUCAGUCUAGCGCAUGCGCAGUUAUCUGAGGUGUUAUGGCAUAUGGUCUUAAUUCGUGGUCUGUCAACACAAGGGAGUCUCUUCACGACUUCAUUGAUUACUUAUGUGAUCUUCUUCUUCUUUGCGGUGAUGUCGUUUUCCAUUCUGGUGAUGAUGGAAGGAUUGUCAGCUUUCCUACAUGCCUUAAGAUUGCACUGGGUUGAAUUCCAGUCAAAGUUUUAUCAAGGAUAUGGACACGCAUUCCGUCCCUUUUCAUUGCACGAUUGUUUAGAAACAGCACAGCAUCUGCCUGAGAUAGCCGAAGACCUUUAA
Molecule: messenger RNA, 2427 nt
Organism: Angiostrongylus costaricensis
Lineage: Eukaryota; Metazoa; Nematoda; Chromadorea; Rhabditida; Metastrongylidae
Source: the annotation of a GenBank genome assembly